AUGGAGUUCCGCGAAUACGCUUGGGCGCAGCAGCUGUACAGGCAGCGCCUGAUCUACGGCCCGGCCGCCGAGGCGACGGAGAAGUCGUACCCCAAGUACCCGGCUGCAGCGCUGCGCGAGCUCAUCCGCCAGUCCAAGCACCCCCACAACCUCGAGCCCCUGCUGCUCACGCUCGCGCGCCCCGCCAACGACGACACCCGCAAGCGGUUCGCGGAGCUGGCCGGGGAGCUGGUCCUCGUGGAGCGCGCGCUGUCGGAUGACGUCGUCUGCGAAGACCUGCAGGUGGUGGUUGGUGGCAGGGUGGAGAAGGCGCCAGACGGCAUGCUCUACCCCGACAAGCACUCCCAGGUGCCUUAUGAGGUCUGGGUGCGCGUCGAGAUGCUGCAAACGCUCACCAUCAUGUUGAACGAAGGCGCCGUGCGCUCCCUGACACCUGGCAUGCAGUCAAAGCUGGUCAACGACCUGCUGGCGCGCGUGGCAGACUCAGAGCGACACGCCUUGGUUCGGGGCUACGCGCUGCGCGCUGCGCACGCGGCGGUGGUUGCCUUCAACGCGGUGCGGCCCGAGGUGCUGCGGCCGGGCGGGGCACAAAGCGAGGGGGGUGCGGCGGCUGCAGGCCCGUUUGUGAGGGCGGCCGUGGCGGCGCUGCGGCUGGCGGCCGGCGACGCGGCGGAUGACACCAACGGCGGCGCGGGCGGCGGCCCGGAGGCGGCGGCGGUCGCGGCAGCGGGGCCGAUCAACCCGUACGUGGCAGACCCAUUCGAGCGCCUCAAACUGCUCAGCACUGCCUGCCAGGCGCUGUACCUAGCCGUCACCGGCCCAGACGCGGCGCCCACGCUAUUUGGCGCCGCCAGUCGGCAGCUGCGGGACACCCAGCAGCCCCCGGCAGUGCUGGCGCUCGCCGCCGCUGAGGCACCUUUCGUCGUCGCCUUUGGCGGCGCUCUGCUGCAGCUGCUGGCCUGCGCCGGCAGCGGCGGCGACGCGGGGCCGGCGGCGUGGCCCGGCGAGGCGGCGAUCGCGGAGCUCCUGGGGGCGCCAGAGGGCGGCGUUGUCCACCAAGUCGCGGGCGCUCUGAAGGCGGGCGCUGCUGACGCGGACGCGCCUGCCAUCGUGGGCCUGCCGUCCUUUGCAGCGCUCGCGGCCGCCGCAUUCGGGCGCCGCUGCGACCAGUGCGCGACGCGCGAGGCCCCGGGCGCGGCGCACAAGCGUUGCAGCGCGUGCGCGCGCGCGUUCUACUGCAGCGAAAAGUGCCAGAAGGCUGCAUGGUCGGGCGGGCACAAGGCGGCUUGCAAGCAGAUGCAGCUCGCAGCAGCCAGCGCCAAGUCGCCUUGA
Molecule: messenger RNA, 1332 nt
Organism: Monoraphidium neglectum
Lineage: Eukaryota; Viridiplantae; Chlorophyta; Chlorophyceae; Sphaeropleales; Selenastraceae
Exons: 3
Coding region: 1-1332 (443 amino acids)
Source: RefSeq, a predicted model, not a curated record